Messenger RNA from Hipposideros armiger (great roundleaf bat), 345 nucleotides. Its product is annotated as coiled-coil domain-containing protein 167. The record is from RefSeq and is a predicted model, not a curated record. NCBI's taxonomy places the organism in Eukaryota, Metazoa, Chordata, Mammalia, Chiroptera, Hipposideridae. The transcript has a single exon. The coding region runs from base 20 to 313 and encodes 97 amino acids.
GGGGAUCCCGGCAAUUAACAUGACUAAAAAGAAGCGGGAGAAUCUGGGCGUCGCUCUAGAGAUCGAUGGGCUGGAGGAGAAGUUAUCACAAUGUCGGAGGGACCUGGAAGCUGUGAACUCCAGGCUCUAUGGGGCAGAGCUGAGUCCAGAGGCCAGGAGGUCUCUGGAGAAGGAGAAAAACAGCCUGAUGAACAAAGCCUCCAACUAUGAGAAGGAGCUCAAGUUGCUUCGGCAAGAGAACCGGAAGCACAUGGUGCUCUCGGUCGCCAUCUUCAUCCUCCUGAGCCUUAUCUACACCUGGUGGACCAUGUGAGCCUGAGCUUUCUCCAGUCAGCGCAGGCUCCC